Megalops cyprinoides (Indo-Pacific tarpon) is the source of this 1536-nucleotide messenger RNA. RefSeq names its product OCIA domain containing 1 (gene ociad1). Gene Ontology annotation, cellular component: endosome. The record is from RefSeq and is a predicted model, not a curated record. The transcript has 8 exons. Bases 144 to 959 code for a protein of 271 amino acids. NCBI's taxonomy places the organism in Eukaryota, Metazoa, Chordata, Actinopteri, Elopiformes, Megalopidae.
GUCACUGUUUUUUUUCUGUCUGGAGGUCAUUUGGGAGCUGUGUGCUGUUAGCGGGAGCUUCACUUGUGAUUCCCCCUACAAGACUAUUAUUGUUAUCUGAUGGGUGGUAGCAGAAUCUGAAAGUAUACGACACACCCUGAAAUAUGUCUCAGGCUUCUUCGGGGUUCCCGGGUGCCCCGCAACAACACGGGGUCUCUCCUCAGGGUCCGAUGGGACUAGACUACAUACCCACAGAGGAGGAGAGAAGAGUGUUCAGGGAGUGUAAUCAGGAGAGCUUCUGGUACAGAUCUGUGCCAUUCUCUGUUGCGGGCAUGUUCCUCACCCAGGGGCUCAUUUCCAGAGGGGUCCUGACGUCAUCCACAAGGUUUGGCUCUCUGCCCAAAGUGGCAUUCGCUGGGCUGUGUGGGUAUCUGGCAGGGAAGAUGUCCUACAUGAAGACAUGCCAGGAGAAAUUCAAGAACCUGGAGAAUUCUCCUCUGGGAGAGGCCUUGCGCCAGGGCCACCGCAACCUGCCCCCUCAGUUCAGCCCCCAGAAGCAGUUGGACGAAGCAAAUCAGACGGCAUUUGAGUCAAACUCUCAGCCCUCAUUGGACCUCCAAGGGCCCGCCCACCCUUACAGCGACUUCUCCUAUAGCGACUCGUCCUACCAGCCCGCCCCUUUCAGCUCCGCCCUUAGUGACUCCGCCUACCAGCCUGCCCCGUUUAGCUCCGCCCUCAGCGAGUCUGCACCCACCGGGGCUGCGGAUGACGUCAGCCCGCAAGCCCCACCUUACCUGGAGGAAGAGGAGAAGCCGAAGAAGAGGAGCAUUCUGUACGAGGAGCUGCGCAGUAAGAACCGCGAGAACUACGAGGUGACCCUGACCCAGAAGGCCGAGACCCUGCUCAAACCUGCCCCAGACAGGGCCGCGCCCAAGAAGGAGGUGAAGAAGAACAUUUACGGAGACACCUGGGAGGAGUGAUCAUCAUCAGCUGCGGGGGGGGUUCGCAUGCGCAGCUCUGCGCAGCGGUUGCAGGGGAAAGUGUCUAUCUGGCACGCAGAGUGCUUCUAGAGCCAGCCCUUUGUCUUCAGUACUUGUGAGUCAGCUUCUGUUGCUUCACUGCAAGGCCUGGAGAGGGAGGUGUGACCACACACACAUCUAAAAACAGCACCUCUCUUCUGUGUGAAAUCUUCUGUCGAGAAAUUAAUGUGACGCGUUUGUCCAGAAUACCAUUAUUAAACCAAAUUGGUUUCAGCUCACUGAUUACGUAUGUCCGUGAGGUCUUGCUCUGUAAGGCGGGGCUGUUGAGUAUGAUUUGUUUUAAUGACUCGAUUCAUUUCACUUGAUUCAGUAUUCAGUUUCCUUUGGGGCUGAUUUUCAAGCGGGGCCAUGUGAACAAUAUCACAUGACCUGUAUGGGUGCACGCUGAAUCUGAGUGAGUACACACUAAAACUGAGGAUUCACAGCUGCUUCAAAAAGAACAUUUUAACCAACAUUACAACACUCCACAGUUCACUCCACUCACAGUAUCAGUAUAACCAGGUAAUCGUAGUUGGUA